CAUAUCACGAAUCACCCUGAUGACCAGAAGUGCAGAGUUUAGAGAUGGGUAGUGUUAGGGCGCUCACGUGAGUGGAAGGCCGUAUUGUUUCACGAUAAAUCAAACAUCGAACUCGCCUACGACUCACUUACUCCCAAACCUAAAUACGCACUCUUCGCUUUUGGAACAUUUUCGAACCAUCGAGCACCAAGAUCAAUUUUGAAUUCUUCGCGAUCGAGAUGGGUCUCUUCGGCCUCCCAUUUGUCGGACUCUGUGGCUUGGUCAAAGACGGUGUCGAAAAGUGAAUGAGUAGAAAGCCGGCGGAGUUUUCAGCCGAAACGGCCGGCUUUUGUACUCUACCGUCCGGAGCGAAAUACUCAAGUCAAUCGGAAAUAGAUGAGGCCCAGGAAGCCCCCAAAGUUACGAAUCAGACCAACACUCCGUCGAUCGAAACGACCAGCUCUCCUAUUGUAUCACCUAGAGUGAACAGGUCAAGACAAGUCGCUUUGAGAGAGGGCCAGGAAACCCCAGAAGUUUCUGACCACAUCAGAAUUCCCCAGAUCGAAAGGAUUGGAACACAACCCAUUACGCCAUUAGGUGGGCCAUCGAGCUGGGAGAUCAAAUUCGAUGGAAAUCUGCGCCCCAGCCUUCUCAUAAGGCUACUAGACGAGUUGCUGUUACUUAUCAUGCAAACACUGGAUACUGUCGACAUUUAUAUGCUACGCCAAGUGUCUUUCACCUUCUGGGGGAUCUAUCAAGGUAAAACGUUCGCUAAAUUUCACUGUAUCAAAAAGGAUGAUCAUAUUCGAGUAAGAUUGUUGCAUUCGAGGAUGACGGGGAAGAUAUCUACAAACAAGGAGACAAGACUGCGGGUAAAGGAAACUGGAUUUUGCGUCGCCUGUUCAACUCGGAGGAAGAUGCCCGACUUCUCCAGAUCAUGCUGGCUUUUCUACUGCAGCAAAUUUCUAUUCUGCUCCGAGUGCGGACACCGGCACCCGAAGUUGCAUUUUUCUUAUCACCAAAGAAAUCAACCCUCCGAAACAUGCAGGUGUAUUGGCUCUGAAGGGGUGGCUCGACUUUGCCCCCAUAUCGCGGUGUCACCAUCCUCACUCCGCCGGGCAAUCAAGAACGAAGAAGGAGUUGACACCGCCCUACUGAAGAUGGGAGAUAGAUUUUGCUUCGCGCGGUGCAAAGAUUGCAGAGACAUAGCUUCUUCGGUGCUAGCAAAGUACGACCCCACUGAUAUGGUUUCUUUCACUCCAUGGUACGCCCCUCGAGUAAUACUCAAGACAUGUGUACCAAGUCGACCAUGACAUGGGAAUGGAGAUUUUAAACACUCUUUGGGUCUCCAUUGGUGUCUGCCAGUCUUUCGUGUGACUGAGAAGGAACAAGUCACAGAUAUUCGUCUCUACCAAGAGCUGAGAGCAUUUGGUCAAGAGUUUGGCGACCUACUUUGCCCACAUGUCACUUAUAAC
Messenger RNA from Colletotrichum acutatum, 1454 nucleotides. RefSeq lists its product as uncharacterized. The record is from RefSeq and is a predicted model, not a curated record. The coding region runs from base 285 to 1292 and encodes 335 amino acids. Lineage: Eukaryota; Fungi; Ascomycota; Sordariomycetes; Glomerellales; Glomerellaceae. The transcript has 2 exons. Gene Ontology annotation, molecular function: protein binding.